Opisthorchis viverrini is the source of this 207-nucleotide messenger RNA. RefSeq lists its product as hypothetical. The transcript has 2 exons. Lineage: Eukaryota; Metazoa; Platyhelminthes; Trematoda; Opisthorchiida; Opisthorchiidae. The record is from RefSeq and is a predicted model, not a curated record. The coding region runs from base 1 to 207 and encodes 68 amino acids.
AUGCAAUAUAUCGAAUAUCGUAGCGACUUAAACAUGAGGUGGCCUGGUGCAGCACAUUCAGUUGCCCAGAAACACCACAAACUAAAGAUUCAGCUGGGUUCCAGUUACUCAGUGAGUGGAAUUGCAGGAGCUCGUGUCCCUGCCCUAAAGAAUCGGAUCACGGGGUUGCGUUUGAAACUAGUUUGGUCAGUGGGAACGGUGGCCUAG